GACUUGUGAUAAACACAGGGGAUAUGCGCACCAAAACGGAAGAAAAAUUAAAUCGUCGCCCGAGAAAGUAACACAAACCUAUAAAGAGUGCUGACAGACUCUCUGUGAAAAUGUCAAAAAAUGCAAACGUCGUAAGGUGUUAGUAAUAAUUAUUCCUCGGCAUAACAAAGCACCUGCCGUUUGUUGGCCAAGCCAGUUUUUUAUUGCGCACGGAGCGAAUGAAAAUCUUUCCGAUAUCAUUUUCCGGUGAAUAAUUAAACGUACCUCAAAACGUUUACUCUAAUUUCACCUUUCUCUCUCGAUAAGGAUAUUCUAUAAGGAACUUAAAACCGGGAAACAUUGCCGUACAAGCCCUUAAACAAAUUGAGCGCAACGCAUUGUUAAGAACAGCAAUUUCCGAACAGCCAAGACUUAAAAGAUCAUGAUAUGACUGCUUCCACGCCUUCAGGCUUAAAGCUGUUCCUGAACCAUACACGCUUAUCGGCAAUCAUGUCUGAGCAAAACUCAGCCUUACCUAACUUAACUACAUCUCCACCAACGACUCAAGCCAGGGAUGGAGAAUCAAUAGAUUCUGAUGACGCGACAUGGAUUCUGACAAGUGCCUUCAUUAUUUUCACAAUGCAGUCUGGCUUCGGUCUCCUCGAAUCCGGCAUGGCGUCAAGAAAAAACGAAGCUAAUAUCAUGGUCAAGAAUGCAGUGGAUGUCAUCUAUGGUGGAUUGUCCUAUUGGCUUUUCGGGUUCGCGCUCAGUUUUGGAAAAGAGCAAAUUGGGAAUGGCUUCCUCGGCUUGGGAUAUUUUCUGACGGACGCAGACGAAAGCGAAAUGGGGCAGGUGUUCUCAAAAUAUUUUUUUCAACUCUCUUUUUCUACGACGGCGACAACAAUUGUUUCUGGAGCAAUGGCGGAAAGAACAAACUUAAAAGCCUACACACUUUAUUCGUUUUUGAACACUUUGACUUACACCCUCCCAGCUCACUGGAUUUGGGCUGACAAUGGCUGGCUUCGGAGAAUGGGGGCCGUAGACAUCGCCGGCUGCGGAGCAGUGCAUUUAGUCGGAGGUGUUAGUGGUCUGGUGGCGACGAUAAUAUUGAAGCCUCGAACGGGAAGAUUUGACACAAAUUCUCCGCCACUGCAAAUGGCCUCUCCGACAAAUGUUCUCCUGGGAACUUUCAUGUUAUGGUGGGGCUGGUUGGGUUUCAAUUGUGGCAGCACAUUUGGAAUAAGUGGCAAGAAAUGGAAACUUGCUUCAAGGUCAGCUGUAGUUACAAUCAACGGCUCUAUUGGCGGAGGGAUAAUGGGCAUGAUGUACAGCUACAUUUUCUUCAAAAAGAAGUUAGAUAUUCCGACGUUUGUGACGGGGAUUUUAGCAGGGCUCGUCAGUAUUACAGCUAUCUGUUCCCUCGCUCGCCCAUGGGAAGCUCUUCUUAUUGGUGCAAUCGGCGCCAUGUUGGCAUGUCCCACAUGUGCUCUUCUUGAAAGGCUCAAAAUCGAUGAUCCUGUCAGCUGUGUACCUACACAUGGCUUGGCAGGGAUCUGGGGCCUAUUGGCUGUUGGCUUGUUUGCUGAGAAAGACAUACUGGAACGUACAUUCUCCAACGAGUUUGGACUCUUCAAAGGUGGUCCUUGGAAAUUCGUGGGAGUUCAAUUGCUUAUGUCCGUUGUAAUGGCUGCGUGGGCCGGUCUCACAACAUUACUAGAGCUACUAUUGGUCGAUCGGCUGCUUGGACUACGCAUGAGCGUUGAGGAUGAGCUACUGGGCGCUGAUAAAGUUGAGCAUGGAAUUGACGAUGACAUUCCCGACCCGAAUCACGAGGAGAAAGAAAGGGAAGGAGACAACAACAUGACAAUAGUAGAACUGGAUCUAAGCGCCUUGGAAAAAGGUGAGAUUGGCACCACUUUGUCCAAAACAGAGAACGGAGGGAAAGAUUCGCGCAAAAUAAUCCGUACCCGAAGGAAACUCCCUCGACUGAAUUGGCGAAGAGCUGUGUCACUGAGAAGCUCUGCAACCAAGAACUCUGGCAAGGGUACAUUUUCAUUAAAAGACGGGUAUAGUAACGGCGAGCUUGCUCAAGAAAACGGAAAUCUGCCGACUUCCACGACGAACAGUAGUGUUUUUCAUACAAGCUAAGACUAGAAGCAGAAAACUUAAAAGCGGAAGUGAAGGGGCUGCUUUUUAAACCCCGCUGUCUGCUUUAUUAAAUUUAGGAGAACGUUUUCCAAUCAAGCAGUUCGUACAACUACGAAUUAAAAUAAGUAAAUAGACAAAUGAAUAAA
Messenger RNA from Pocillopora verrucosa, 2273 nucleotides. RefSeq names its product putative ammonium transporter 3. Lineage: Eukaryota; Metazoa; Cnidaria; Anthozoa; Scleractinia; Pocilloporidae. The record is from RefSeq and is a predicted model, not a curated record. Gene Ontology annotation, cellular component: plasma membrane. Gene Ontology annotation, biological process: ammonium homeostasis; ammonium transmembrane transport. Gene Ontology annotation, molecular function: ammonium channel activity.